This is a messenger RNA of Acanthosepion pharaonis, 576 nucleotides long. NCBI's taxonomy places the organism in Eukaryota, Metazoa, Mollusca, Cephalopoda, Sepiida, Sepiidae. The record is from the annotation of a GenBank genome assembly.
AUGCUUUUCUUAUUUCUUUCUUCUCCUUUUAAUUCCUUUUGGUUUUUUCUUCUUUUCAUAUCCUUUCUUCCCCUUUUUUGUUUCUUCAUUUGCCUUUUCAAUUUUUUCAUUUCAUUCUUGAAUUUUUUUCUUUCUUUCUUGACUUGCUUUUUCUUCUCCCUUUAUUUUUUUCCUUUCUUUUUUUCUUUCUCAUUUUUUUCAUUUUUUGUUCUCUCUUUAAUUUUUUCUUUCUUUCAUUCUUUUAAUUUCUUUCUUCAUUUACUUUCUUUGUUUCUCCUUAUUUCCUUUGUAUUUUUCUUCUUUUAUAUCUUUCUUUUUUCAACUUCUAUUUCUUUCUUUUUCCCUCUAAUUUAUUUUCUAUUAUUUCUUUUAUUUUUACUUUUCCAUAUUUCUUCUCAAUUUAUUGAUUUUUUUCUCCUACUUUUACUUCUUUCCUUCUCCCUCUAUUUCUUUCUGCUUUCACUUUGUUUUUACUUCUUUUUCUCUAUCAUUCUUCCUCAUGUUCCUUUUUUUGCACAUCAGUUACUAAAACUGACAGCUGCUUAUUUAUUUAUAUUCUUAUUUUUCUCUGCCUAA